Messenger RNA from Trichogramma pretiosum, 1842 nucleotides. RefSeq names its product zinc finger protein 845-like. Gene Ontology annotation, molecular function: DNA-binding transcription factor activity, RNA polymerase II-specific; RNA polymerase II transcription regulatory region sequence-specific DNA binding. NCBI's taxonomy places the organism in Eukaryota, Metazoa, Arthropoda, Insecta, Hymenoptera, Trichogrammatidae. Gene Ontology annotation, biological process: regulation of transcription by RNA polymerase II. The coding region runs from base 38 to 1672 and encodes 544 amino acids. The record is from RefSeq and is a predicted model, not a curated record. Gene Ontology annotation, cellular component: nucleus. The transcript is spliced from 3 exons.
ACUGUUACAGAACGAUCAAUCGCCAAUAAAACUCUAAAUGAGAAGCAUGGAUUCCCGUAGUAUUUUCAAUAGUGCCUUGAGAAUAAAAAAGGAACCCAUCGACGAGUGGCUUCCCGAAAAUAAUUAUGAUAUAAUUGACAAGAAACCCAAUGUCAACGGUGGUCAGCACGUCGGAUUUCCGUUAAAUGAUUCGGAGUUUCGAAAAUAUGACGAUAACAAUAAAAUUAAGCAUGACGAAGUGCAUAUCGAGUUUGAGUGUAAAGUCGAGAAGCUCGACACGGAUUCAUUAGCAUUGAAGAAAAUUGAAGAUUAUUCUCCAAAUAAUUUGCAAGAUGUAAAAUAUGAUUUUGAACCCCAGAAAGUAAUAAAAAUAGAAAAUGUGUCAAGAGUGAAGGAAGAAAUGAAUUUGAAUUUCGAUCGUGAAUUCGGCGAGCCAAAUGAAAAAGAAAGCGAUAGAAAAGAUUCUAACUACAAACACGGGACCCAUUCAUGUAACACACGUGGCCAAACAUUUUCACGCCGAAAUAGCCUCAAAAUCCACACCGAUUCUGUGCACAAAGGUAUCACGUAUGCAUGUGACAUGUGUGAAUCGAAAUUCACGGCUAAGCAUAAUCUCCAAGCUCACAUCGAUGCGGUUCAUAAUGGUAUCAGUCAUGCGUGUUAUGUGUGCAAAAAGACGUUUAAACAUAAGAAUAAUCUGACUAGGCACGUUCAAUCAGAGCAUAAUCGUGUCAGACAUUCAUGUGACAUAUGCGGCAAGACAUUUGCACAAACGGGUAGUCUCAAAACCCAUUUCGAUGCAGUGCACAACGGUGUCACUCAUGAAUGUGAUAUAUGCGGAAAAUCGUUUGCCCAGAAAGGUCGUCUCAAAAUCCAUAUCACUGCUAUCCAUAAUGGUAUGAUGAAUUCGUGCGAUAUAUGCGGAAAUAAGUACUCAGAAAAGGGCCAUCUCAAGAGACACAUCGAUUUUGCGCAUCAUAAAAUCUUACAUGAAUGUGAUCGUUGUGGAAAGAAAUUUUCAGCCAAGAAUAGUCUAAAAAUACACGUCGAUACCGCGCACAAUGGUCUUAAAUAUGAAUGCGAUAUUUGCAGAAAAAAGUACUCAGGUAAGAGUGAUCUCAAGAAACACAUCGAUGUGGCGCACAAUGGUGUCACACAUACUUGUGAUAUAUGUAAAAAGAAAUUCUCCACCACCAGUAAUCUAAAAAAACACAUCGAUGCGGUGCACAACGGUGUCAGACAUGCAUGCGAUAUAUGUGGUAAGACAUUUUCACAAAAACAACGUCUCCAAAUCCACAUCGAUUCGGUGCACAACGGCGUCACCUACUCAUGUGGUAUUUGCGGGAAGAAAUUCUCAAAGAAAAGUAACCUCUGCUGCCACGUCAAUGCGUUUCAUAAAGGUACUAGAUAUACAUGUGAUACAUGUGAAUUAAAAUUUACAAGCAAGAGUAAUCUAAGAGUCCACAUCAGGGCAAAGCAUAUUGGUUCCAACUAUGCAUGUCAAUUCUGUGAAAGAAAAUAUAAAUAUCGAUCUACUCUAAAUAAACACGUCAAAUCGGCGCACAAUCAUAAUACCUUUGAAUGCGAGAAAUGUGGGAAGACAUUCGGACGAAAAGGAAAUCUCGAAGCUCACAUCGGCAUGGCGCACCGCUCAAGCUUCAUGACCAAAUAAAUUCAUAAAACUUAUACUCAAUUGUGUAAAAAUUGUACUUGCUUAUGACUUAUUUGAAAAUUUUCAUUUAUAAUAAUUUUAUCUUUUUUUACGCUACGUUAUCUCAAUACAUAAACGCAAUUUCUAAUCGAGUUUGUGAAAGAAAUCAAUAAAUUGUGGUCGACUAAAAA